This is a messenger RNA of Eimeria necatrix, 2295 nucleotides long. RefSeq lists its product as hypothetical. The transcript has a single exon. The record is from RefSeq and is a predicted model, not a curated record. NCBI's taxonomy places the organism in Eukaryota, Apicomplexa, Conoidasida, Eucoccidiorida, Eimeriidae. The coding region runs from base 1 to 2295 and encodes 764 amino acids.
AUGUUGGCAUGUGCUUGUUUUUCUCCCCCUAGAGAAGUUCUCAUUGUCCUUUUUGCUGAGCCUGCUGCAGUGUUAACUUUUCUAGAGUCGAUGUUUGGUGUGAGCUCAGACGUCCCUUCAAAAAUGACAACUGGCACAGUGGCUUCCUCACAUCUUCGCUCUUGCCUGCCCGGCGACUGCGCUGCUCUAACUCCCGUUGAAACGCCUGAGAAUAGGCUUAAAGAGAAGAACUCAUGCAAACAAUUUGACCUAAAACACGCAACUUGUGAGUCAUUGCGUUGCCACUCAUGGGAUAAGCGGGCCUUACUAAAAGAAUUGCCGCAUCAAAGCAAAUAUCUCCGUACAGUAAAGCCCUCUUCCUACAGUUCCACUUACUCCUCCGACGCCCGACAUAGUGCGCCCUCGUUGCCCUUACCUCGUCGCCAAGAGACGGAGAGAAAAAAAGCCGCUUCGAAGCAAACGCUCCGCUUAGCCAUGCGGAAUGAACCACAAAGACAAACAGCUUUGAAGGAAAACAACGAUAAGCAGUCCAAGCAAGAAAAUUUCAGCACAUCAACGAUCGCUGCUGUUUGCCACCAAUAUAAGGACCAAGUACAAAUGCAGUUAGAGCAGCGGCAAACACCUUCUCAAAAGGAGCAGAGGGAUUAUGCUCAAUUAAUAACAGCUUCGGAAAGCACAACAUCUUCACCAUACUGUCAGAUGCAGAGGCUGGAAAACAGUUUUACGCAAAGAGCCAUAGGGACAAGCCUGCGCUUGGCGCCGAAAUGUACGGCAGCUGAAACAACUAGAACUCUCAAGUCGUCCCUACAAGUCGCUGAACAAAGUGAGGGGAACUCUAGCCAACAGAAAGGUAGUCCUCAGCUUAUACUGCCUUGCCAAGAUCUUACCGGGCACAUUAACCGUGUUGCAGAUGAGGAAAAUAAUGAGAGGAAUGACGGCUCAUUCUUGAGGCCUGCUUGGGCUGUAGCAUUAAAAGUGUCCAACAGCUUACCUAUCCAAAAAGAAACUGAGGCAGCAGACGCUGCUGGGCUACAGCUUGUGCGUGUUACUCGCGGCUUAUGGACAAACAAAGAAAAAGAGGCUCACGAAUUUGUUGAGCCCGGAGACACUGUUCCCCAUGUCAACUCCUCCACAUUUUCUAGAGUGCAUUCUUCUUCUAACGCAGAUAAAGGAGUCCCCGCAAACGCAGCAAAUAAACCAGGAUGUUUCAAAAACAAAGGCGACACCGAGGGGUCGCGAGCUUUAUCUGCUAGCGAUGCCUUCGAGUGGAACUCUUCCAUUACGAAUAUCAGACAUGAAGGUCUGAGCGCAAGUGUCAGCCAUGCAAACUGCCAUGCAAACUCUAAAAGCGUCCAAUUCAAAGUGGUUAAAGAUAAAGAUCAGGCAUUUUUAGCUGUGCGAGCCAUACAACAAGCCGAAAAGGAAGAGGCAAUACGGCUUCUUCUACUGGAGGCCUCGCAAAAUGCAGUUGAGAAACAGGCCCAGAAGCGUAACAACGAGCACCAGCGUCAGCAUCAGCUUUUGGAGUAUCGACUACAGGACCAUGAUUUGAGCAACACUGAUGGAGGGAAACAUCAAACGUGUCAGUCUCAACGGCGUCAACAAAGCGCUGCUAGCUCUUCUGUGGGUCAGCAUCAGGCGAGGGACCCGCAGUUUGCUCAAACUGCGCGUGAAGUUCUGCCACAACCAAAAGGCGGGGCCUUACCAAAAAUGAACCAAGCGUGGUCUGAUGCCACUCCUUUAGUCCACAACAACGAGAACAUUGAUACUGCCGUAAUAACACAGCGACAUGAUUCUGAAAGCAAAGAUAUUCGCAGGGAUAACAACGUAGGUAUGGCAGAAGCUUGCUCAGGAAUGACUGCGCGGACGCUUCAGUCGAGUAGACCAAAAUGCAACGUCAGAGACAAACGCCAGCAGCUGGUUGUACUAAACAACGGCAUUUUGGAGCGGCAGCAAGGUCUCGUACGACAGUUUCAGGAGCAUUAUAUAAAGGAACAACAAGGCACUCUAGGGAGCUGCAGAAAACAGGAUUGUGUGGAACGCGAUUUGCAGUCUCACACCCCUCUAAAGGUGCCUUCUUGCACUGGUGGCAUAUGCCUCCCGCUGCAAACCAUACGGCGCCACUCUACUCUCCAGGCUUUUCAACAGCUUUUCCGCUUGCCUUCAAAGACGGCGUCAAAUCAAAGGAACCUGAAGAAAAAAUACAAUUUUGGCGCCGAUAUGGAAGAGGUUUUCCUGCCUGCCGAGAUUCAAAAGAGUAUCCCUACACUGAGGAAAGGGUUGUCGAGGAGAUAG